GUUGGAGCACUUAACAUUGCUGUUGUCAUCAGGCUUGCGCAGUUUUCGGCCUAAUUGUCGGCACUCCAAAUUCUGUUAAAAGCCAUCACAAAAAACAAAGACCUAAAAUCAAAACCUAAGAUCAAAACUUAAGCACUGUAUAGCAUCUGGUUCAUUUGGAAGAACCGUUCCUGAAUGCUAACCCUUAAUCAUUUCACAGUUCAUCUGGUACUCGCAUUGACAGUGUUGUUAAUCUUACUUUAAAGAAGAAUUUGCAAUCGUAAUUAAUUAACUUCUCCCAAAAAGUAAUUACGUUAGUAACUCAGUUACCUGAAUGUAAGAAUAAUCGUAACGCAUAGUAACGCACGCCUUUCCCACCUCAGUAACGGUAACGGCGUUGCCAAGAUGAGAAAAGUAAUUACCGUAAUUUUUGGACUAUAAGCCGCUACUUUUUUCCUUCAUUUUGAAUCCUGCGGCUUAUAGUCAAGUGUGGCUUAUUUGUUGAUUUUUUUUGGGGGGGGGGGAUUAAUAGGUAACACUUUAUUGGACAGCGGCGUCAUAAGACUGUCAUAAGACCGUCAUAAUUAUGACAUGACACUAUCAUGGGCGUUACUGAAUGCUUAUGUCAUUAAGUGUCAUCUGGCAAAUUAUGUCACUAACUCCAUUUAUGUCCAGCUAGGAUCUUUUACAUCCAUUCAAAAGUGAGAUAAUUUGCCACAUAACACUAAAUGGCAUCUGUUAUAAUCAUUCAUAAAUGCUCAUGACAAUGUUAUGUCAUAAUUAUGAUUGUAUAAUGACAGUCAUAAGGCGCCACUGUCAAACAAGUGUGACCAAAUACCAUAACUAGCAAUUAAUGAAACAACUGGAACAGUAACUGAAGAAAUAAUUAGCACAGAGCAUGAAUUUUGAUCGCUAUUUACAUCUGUAGUGCUGCAAUGCAUGCUAGGAGGCAUGUUGGACGACAACAGCGUUGACAGCAGGUAGCAGCAGAGGUUGACUGUCUCCCCCAAGGGAGCAGUGAUGGCCAAAUGAACCUUCUUGAAGAAAUGAAUUCAUGCUGGUUCAUUUGGUCUUAGGACAGUCGUAUGAUGCUGCUGUCAAAUAAAGUGUUACCGGUUAAUAUCUUUUGGUGUAAAUAUCCCAUUACGCAGUGAGGACAGCUGUGGCUAAUAGUCCAGUGCGGCUUAUCUAUGAGCAAAUGCUGUUCUCUUGCCAAAUUUGGUGGGUAGCGGCUUAUAGUCUGGUGCGUCUUAUAGUGCGCAAAUUGAGGUAAUUAGAUUACUCACUCCUGAAGAAAAUAACGCCUUUAGUAACGCCGUUAGAAUAUAACGGCGUUAUUAACAACACUGCUCAUUGAUGAGUGAGCAGCCAGGCGUGGCAUCGUGCAUCAUGAAUUCAUGCUGCAGUCCAAUUCAUUGUACUGCUACUUCUGGUGUACCUGCUUUGGCCACCUGGGGGCAGAGCUGUACCAUACUCAUACAUACGCAAAUGGAGAAUAGACUUAUUUGUCUGGUACUAAAUAAAUGAUUGAAGUUUUAGUCUUUUUUUGUUAAGGAUAAAGCAUGUAUGCCUUAAAGCCACCUCAUCGUGUUCCUCCAUGAGGUCAUAAGGGCCUUCGCUUGGGUUAAAAAAGUUCUUUAUUAGCUCAGUGAGAUAAAGGGCUAACCUUUGUGGUGGUGGUACGAUACGGACGUGCCGUUUGUCACAGCUGCGAGGGGAAGAAGUGAGACAGGAAAUAGAAUAAACAUGUGAUAGAAGUAUCUGGAGACAGAUAAGGAAGUCAUGGCGAUAGGUGCAAGUUGUAGUUAUCAGCAUGACAAGAUUUUCACGUGGCGGUGAGAGCUUCUGACUCAAAAAGCCGACGGGAUAUUUUCUGCUCCCGAGCUUUGACCACAGUACAUACUUGCAGUCCCUUACCGCCUAUUUUUAGUGUUGGCCCUCGCAACAAUGUCAGGCGUAACUCGAUGCCAUCUGUUAAGUCAGAGCUGGUUGAAUGUCACUUGACAGAGGCAGAGGCGUCGCCAUCACCUUCCCGUCCACUCGCUCCAGUCCAGCGCUCCCAUGGAGUCUGAGGGACAAACCAGACUUCCCAUGGCCUGCCGCCUCCACGUUCCAGGCCCGGAUGUGGAUGAGGACGAGGGCGAGGUGGUGAUCAGCAUCAGGCCCAAGUGUUCUCCUCUACCCAGGAGAAGGAACUCUUUCUCGGACGAAGAAGAAUCGGGGCCCGAGUUUACACCUUCUGGCUCCAGAAGGGUGUCCUUUGCUGACGCCAAAGGUCUGAGUUUGGUGCACGUGAAGGAGUUUGAUUUGUGGGAUGUGCCAAAGCCGCCAGGAAUGGAAUCGUUGGAGGGCGACAGAAUAUCAACAGAGGAAUAUUCCCUGGCUCCACUGACCUUUCAGUUGCCAUUGUCUCCUGAGGAUCUGUUGGUUCGAGUCCAAGAGCAGAAAAUAGAGCUGGAGUCGCUUGAGUUGAUCCCGGGAACGACUACGCUGAAAGGGCUGAUUUGUGUCCUCAACAUGUCCUUCCAUAAGGCCGUCUACGUGCGGACCACUUUGGACUCCUGGGCCAGCCACUUUGACCUCCUGACCGAGUACAUCUCCACUUCCGACGAUGCUUACACGGACCGCUUCUCCUUUAAGCUCACCUUAGUGCCGCCUUUCCAGGAGCAGGGAUCUCAAGUUGACUUUUGCCUGCGGUAUGAGACGCCCAUGGGAACAUUCUGGGCCAACAACAACAACAGGAACUAUGUGUUGCUCUGCCAACAAAGAGCGAAAGAAGAGGAGGCCAAUCACGAGAAGCAAAAUGUGCAGAAGAAAAGCUGCUUGAAGAGCGUGAGUCAAAUCUUUGUGGAAGACACUUUGGAAACAUCACCCCAAGGAAACAUGUCAGAAGAUGUGCCAACAACAGAGGAUGAAGUCAAACAAGCCUUGCAACCUGAUCAGUCAAAAGAAGACUGUAAGAAUUUACAGGUUGAGAACAGGCAGAACUGCAACCGACGAACUCAGCGAAAGGCGGCCCGAAUGGCUCGGGUGAGGGACUACUUUUCUCAAAGAGGCGGCUUAGGGGACGAAAGCGACGCAUCACGUCUAGAGGAAAUCCCGGGGGGUGAUCAGGCAGCUGUGCAGUCUUUGUCCGAACAGAAACCAAAGCUUGGAGACUUUGGUGUUAUUACGGAAAAAACAUUAAGUGAAAUGCCAAGUCGACAAGAUGAGACACGGGCACAUAAUGAACCACAGACACCUGAGGAAAUAAGUUUGCCGUCAUUAAUGCAGGGAGACACAAGUGCACACAUGUCAAAUGAUAGGCCUCCUCCCACUGAACGUUUCAACACGUUUAUCUCUAAGGGUGAAGAGAAGACUGAGAGCUGUCGAAAUCAAAGCAACGGCAUCACCUUUGAACCUAUGGUGGCUUCCCUAUAUCAUCACUUGCUUGGCAGGACUGAAGAUGAUUGGACAUGUCCGGAGCAGGCUGAGGAACAAGACAACUCAAUUGGACAUAGAGUUCAAGAAAAUUUCAUCGGGAACAAAGAAGAUGUCACACCUCUGUCAACUUUUCAUAAUCUGGACAGCAACGACGUCAAGCAGCAGGCCAAUUUUGAUCGUGUCGCCGGGUCCAAGACAGAAGAUUCUGUGACGAAAUCAGUAGAAAAUACACAGAACCAUGAAGAAAUGUUGGAAAAUUCAACUAAAGACAACUCUCCGAUUGGCACUGAAAUGAGCUUGAACGUGUUGAAGAGUGACACGGCUUUAACUUCAUGGAGCUCAAAAACAGUUCAGAGUCAAUCAGAGCCGAUCAGCGAAGAUCACCAUGCCAAUGCCAGUCAAUGGGAGACUGCAGACUGGUCAGAUACAGAAGAUAAACAGAUCGGUACACAGGGCCAUCAACAACAAGAAAAUGAGAUCAACAACUUGACCGAAGAGUGCUGUGACUCCAAUUUUAAUAUUUCCCUUCCUGUAGACAACAUUUGGAGUUUUGAAGCUCAGACAAAUUUAAACAUGAAGGAGAUGAACGCAGACUUGGACUCACCAUCAGAAGACUCACUUUGUCUGAGCUUCGAGCCAGUAACUAUUCAAGUGCCAACAUGUCCACCAAUACAUCUAUCUGCAGGUGGAAUCCAAAAUAAUGUCACACUUUUGUCGACUUUCCAGAAUUUGUCUAGUGAGGAAGUCAAGCAUCUGACCAAUUUGGAAUUUGCAGAAUUGUCUGAUUCGGAUUAUUCAUUGGUAGGAUCCAAAAGUAUUUCCCCUGCAGAAGCUUUGAACAGUCCCAAAGAUAGCAAUUACUCAGCAAAUGAUGGACAUGAAAGAAAUGAGUUAGUCAGAAAACCUCAUGACUUUGUCGAAACCCAAGAAGAAACUUGCAUUAGAGAUGACAAAAUGCACCAUGUUCAUGAGGAUGAAGAUGAGCUGAAGACAAAAGUGUUGACAUGCGACAAUCACUCACAAGUUGUGUCGUUUUUUGUAGCCGAAGCCAACACUUUGCAAGAAGUCCUUCAGGAGCCUAUAAGCUCUGCAGAGAUAGACAAGGUACAAAACUGGGAGGCCAUGUUGGAGGAAGAGAACGUAUUAGAAGAAGAACCAGAGGACAUUCAGAACUGUCCAGGAAUAGAAGAGCUUGAUAACCUGAAAGAGGAAAUAGUGGGGAUGAAAACUCCUACGGUAGAAGAACCACCCCUAAACAAGACUGUUAGUGGAGUUGAAGAACAUUUUGAGGAGAUGCGAGAAGGCAAAAGGAAGGUUGAAGUUACGGAGGAGGAGGGCACCAAUGAAAAUGCAGUAUGCAAAGGGUUAGGAGAAGAUGAGCGAGAUGUAGAUAAACGGAAUAAUGACAAAUAUGUGCCAGUUGAUGGAGCAGAAGACAAAGAUGACAGUGUAGAUCAAUGGAAAAAUGACAAAUACCUCCCAGUUGAUGGAGCAGAAGACAAAGACGACAUCAAGAGGUGGCAAUUCCACCAAAAUGAGCCCAAAGAUGAACCCUUCACUCAUCUGCGCGAGGCUACUGAACCCAGACAAGAUCCAUCUGCACAGUUUCCAGAUGAAUCUGCGCUCCAUGAAGAAGACGAGUAUAACAACAGGCUGUCCACAGAACCAGAGAGUGACGCCUCGGCAGACUCCGACUCCGAUGACGAAGUAGAGCUCCACAUGCACUGCCUGCGCGUGGUCCAAACCAAGGACAAGAGUGCCGAACUGGCUUUCAGCUUGACUAAGAGGCCUUCACUAAGCAGGAGCAAACCGCUCUCCUCACCCAUGCCAUCCAUAAGUGAGGCUCUCGACGAAGAACGUGGCGGCUGCCUUCAGGAAGGUGACACGCAAGUGGAAGAAGCAAGUCAGCCGACGCCAAGCGAACCUGAAAUCAUCGACAGAAACGUGGCGAGGUGGCGUGGUACUUGUACCCGCAGCUGUGUUUCCAAAACCUUGUUUUAUGCCACUUUGUUGGCGGUGUUUGUAGUCACGGCUUAUUAUUACGACUUUCUUGCCUGUUUUGGCCUCUACUUGAUUUCUGUGGUGUGGCUUUUGUGUCAAGGAGAGAAACAACCAAUUAAAGACAACUCAAUUGGCUAAAUUCCAGUUUCAAAAUGUAUGAAAAUUCCCAACAUUUUUGACAAACAACACUCGUUUUCCUGCUACAUUGGACUUUUUUUUUAGUAUGAGCGCUCUCUAUCUUCCAUCUGAACGUCUUGUCCUCACGACUGAACAAGAAUCCUAUUGACUCACAAAAAAUAUCCCAUCCAAAUAUCUCCACAUAACACAUUACAACCCAUCUGCUUUUACCGUAAUUUUCGGCACACUUACACACACACACACUAUAAGGCACACUUGACUAUAAGCCGCCACCCACCAAAUUUGACAUGGAAACUGCAUUUGUUCAUAGAUAAGCCGCACUGGAUUAUAAGCCGCAGUUGUCCUCAAUGUAUUAUAUGCUAUUUAUUUACACUAGAGCUGCAGCUAUCGAUUAUUUUAGUAGUCGAUUAAUCAAUUAACUAGUUUGUCGAAUAAUCAAGUAAUCGGAUAAGGAACAUGAAAAAUGAAAAUACCUGAGCUGAGCCUCAAACAGUAUGAAAAAAAUAAUUAAAUAAGGAUCUAUGUUCAACAAAAGAACAAUUGGCUAACUUACAUAGAAAAAGGCCACUAGCUUAAAUGCUAUAAAAUGCUAAUUUUUAAUUUUUUUAUGCUCUUAACAAAUGGUUCUGACACAUAUUUCCACAAAAAAAAAGCCAAAUGAAUAAUAUAUAAUAUACCCAUAAACUAAAUUACGAAUGCAUUAAAAAAAAAACUAGGGCUGUCAAACGAUUAAAAUUUUUAAUCAAGUUAAUUACAGACUAAUUAAUCGUAAUGAAUCGUAAUUAAUGGCAAUUCAAACCAUCUAUAAAAUAUGCCAUAUUUUUCUGUAAAUUAGUGUUGGAAUGGAAAGAUAAGACACAAGAUGGAUAUAUACAUUCAACAUACGGAACAUAAGAACCGUGUUUAUUAUAACAAUAAAUCAACAAGAUGGCAUUAAGAUUGUUAACAUUCUGUUAAAGUGAUCCAUGGAUAGAAAGACUUGUAGUUCUUAAAAGAUAAAUUUUAGUACAAGUUAUAGAAAUUUUAUAUUAAAACCCCUCUUAAUGUUUUCAUUUUAAUAAAAUUUGUUAAAUUUUCAGUCAAAAAAUAAACUAGUAGCCCGCCAUUGUUGAUGUCAAUAAUUACACAAUGCUCAUGGGUGCUUAAGCCCAUAAAAUCAGUCACACCCAAGCGCCAGCAGAGGGCGACAAAACUCCAAAAAACACAAGUAACAAGUAACAUUGCACUGUGCUGUCAUUUUAAUCUGUUUGAGCGGGGCAUGUGCGUUAAUUGCGUCAAAUAUUUUAACGUGAUUAAUUUAAAAAAUUAAUUACCGCGUGUUAAUGCGAUAAUUUUGACAGUCCUAUUAAAAAAAAACAUUAGCUCAAACAAAAACUUAGCUUAUGUUGAUUUUAACAUGGAGCAGCUGGAUUCAGCCAUGUGAAAUGAGGCAGACUAGAGGGCAGUGUAUUCACUCAAAUCAAUAAAACUGAAUGCAAACACUUUCAAAAUAAACCACUACAACACCACAAUAAUUAAACGAAUACUCGAAGCAGCAAAAUUUAAUUUGAAUCUUUUUUCCUAAUCGAAUACUCGAAAUAAUCGAUUAAUCGGUGCAGCACUAAUUUACACCAAAAAAUAUUAACCAGUAACAUUUCAUUUGACAGCGACAUCAUAAAACUUUCAUUAGACCAAAUGAACCACCAUGGAGCUUUGAACCAAUUGGCUGCAAUACUUCAUUGCUUCAAGAAAAUUCAUUUGGCCAUUACUGACAGUCAACCACUGCUGCCACCACAGUCAACCACUGCUGUUACCUGCUAUCAACAUUGUUGUCGUCCAACAUGCCUGCUAGCAUACAUUGCAGCGCUACAGAUGUAAAUAACAAUCAAAAUUCAUGUUCUGUGGUAAAUAUUUCUUCAGUUACUGUUCCAGUUGUUACAUUUAUUGCUAGUUAUGGUAUUUGGUUACACUUUAUUGGACAGUGUCGCCAUAAGACUGUCAUAAGACAAUAAUAAUUAUGACACGGCAAUGUCAUGAGCAUUAAUGAGUGGUUAUAACAGAUGUCAUUAAGUGUAAUUGGAUGUAAAAUUUAUUGACAUUUGCCGGAUUACACUUAAUGACAUCUGUUAUAACCACUCAUUAUGUAAUUGGAUGUAAAAUUUAUUGACAUUUGCCGGAUUACACUUAAUGACAUCUGUUAUAAGCAUUCAUUAAUGCUCAUGACUUUGUCGUGUCAUAAUUAUGAUUGUCUUAUGACAGAUUUACAUUCAUUUAGUGUCAUCCAGCGAAUUAUCUCACAUUUGAAUGUUUGUUAAAGUUAGUGACAUAUUUUGACGGAUGACACUUAAUGACAUCUGUCAUAAGCAUUCAGUAAUGCCCAUUACAGUGUCAUAUUAUAAUUAUGAUGGUCUUAAUGACGCCGUUGUCAAAUAUAGUGUUACCUAAUAAUACAAAUAAAUCAACAAAUAAACCACAGUGGACUAUAAGCCGCAGGAUUCCAAAUGAGGGGAAAAAAGUAGCGGCUUUAAGUCCGGAAUUUACGGUACUCAAAAAAAACACAAGUCCUGUAUGCAGCAAAGUCAAUUUACAAAUGUACGAAUGAACAGCUAAAUGACACCUAUCUGUGGAAAUAUGAUAGCUUCAUCUGCCUUCUGUACAUUGUCGCAGCUUGUAUAAAAUGUAAAUGAAAAAUCUAAAUUGCACUGUGUGACAUUUUUAGGUUAAGACAUUUGAUUUAUUGACAGACAUACAAAAUUGAAACAUGUUUCAGGGUAGAAUAUAUUAUGUACCACCUCUAUUAAUAGAUGUUUCUGGAGGUACAUACUGUACAGUAAGCAGUCUAUAUUGAAACAUGUAUGUUGCUAAAAAUACAGUAUCACAAAAGUGAGUACACCCCUUGCAUUUCUGCAGAUAU
Molecule: messenger RNA, 8434 nt
Organism: Corythoichthys intestinalis (scribbled pipefish)
Lineage: Eukaryota; Metazoa; Chordata; Actinopteri; Syngnathiformes; Syngnathidae
Gene: ppp1r3ab
Product: protein phosphatase 1, regulatory subunit 3Ab
Exons: 6
Coding region: 2041-5541 (1166 amino acids)
Biological process (GO): regulation of glycogen biosynthetic process
Cellular component (GO): protein phosphatase type 1 complex
Molecular function (GO): protein phosphatase 1 binding; glycogen binding
Source: RefSeq, a predicted model, not a curated record